GGUUUAAACAUGCCUUCACAUUAUGUCUGCCUUCCUGUUCCUGCCUUAAGUGAGACUUUACAGCGAAAGGUGAUACCACAGAUCCAGGUAGUGCACAGACUGUUUUAGGGGGCGGUACUUGAACUCUUUUCUUUCCUGCCCUCCCCUUUGUGUUCUGGAACUUCUCGAGAUAACCUUCAAACAUGAGACAUGUGGAUUGUUCUUUCAGAACAAGAUCGCAUUUAACGACAGUGAGGCGUCAACCUUGGUAUAUUUUCGGCUUGAUCUCGCCUGCCUCCACUCUCCGACACCUUCACUCACUCUAAUCAAUGCAAUUUUUAAUUUUCUUAAUAGGGCGUCAGUUAUUGGCUCUACUAAAUAGCUUUUCUGGAAGAAACCCCAUGUGAUCUGAAGACUUGAGACUUAGGGAGAAGGAAGGACCUGACAUGCCGAGCGCGAAUAUGAAGCUCGUUUGCCAUGUCUAAGACAACCGGGAAGAAACUACACUGGCGCUCCAAAGUGCAAGACAGUUUUGUGCCUUUGCUCGGCACGUCAGAGCUCGGGAUUGCCAUUGGUGGAGGAGCGGAUUAUGGAGAGUUUCCUUUUGUCACUUCGGCUCAAGGGGGAGGCCUCACAGUGGGCGAUAUCAUCCUAGAGAUUGGGGGAACGCCAGUGCUAGGCAUGACAUUAGGAGAUGUUCGUGGGGUCCUCAACUCUUGUCCUCAUCCUAUACGUAUCAAAACUGUCUCACCAGGCUCCACAUUGUGCAAGGAUCUCAGGUUAUAUCUGAGCAAGUGCUUCACACCUGGUUCCGUAGACAGCCAGCUCCAGCAGGUGAUUAGAGAGAACCUUCUUCUUCGAGCAAUACCCUGUACGACCAGACAGCCACGAGAUGGAGAAAUCCCAGGAGUAGAUUACAAUUUUGUUUCCAUCGAGGAGUUCUUCUCUUUGGAGGAGUCUGGGGCGCUGCUGGAGAGUGGAAAGUUCAAAGGGAAUUACUACGGCACACCUCGGCCCAUUCACGUAAGCGCAGAGAGCCCCCCCAUCACCUACCAGGAGCACCGCAACCUGCUCAGAAACUUCCGCACACGCAGCAAAUCGCUCAGCAACCUGGAAAAGGCUGCAGGGGAAGGAAUAAACAGUGAGGACGACGCAGGCCUGUCAGGAAACUCAAGUGUCAUCCACAACAUCCCCUUUGGUCACCGUUCCCCUGGUCGACCUCGAGCGUCCAGCACCGGAGAAGAUGGUUUCCCCUUAGAGAACGGGUUCAUCAGCAGCAAAAGUGGAGCCAGGAUCAGAGGUGUGAUGCCUGAUCACUGGGAGCAGGCAUUCAGUGACCCAGGAGAACCACUCUACAUAGAGCGAAGCCUAAAGAGAACCAGCUGGCAGAGCCCUCGACCCUCCAGCAGAGAGACCAACUACAGAAGUGAAUGGUUCACUGAUCAGCCUGAGGAGCUCAGAGGUUUCACCGUCCACGCACACUUGAUCAAAGGCCCCAGAGGGUUUGGCUUCAACAUUGUGGGGGGCAGCAGGCGGCGAGAGUUCCUGCAGGUAUACAGUGUAACAUCAAGUGGACCGUCGGCACUCAAAACAGGGGACAUUCUGGUGUACAUCAAUGACAUCUGUGUGUUGGGGCUGUCUCAUAAAGAGGCUGUAGAGAUGCUCAAGUCAGUGCCUGUGGGCCACAGUGUGGAUAUAGAGGUCAGAAGGGGAUACCCCCUGCUCUACAACCCGGACGGCCGUCUCAAGCAGUCCCCGCCAAGAAUGCUGGGCAGCAAGGACCCCAACCUACAGCCCACCACCACCCAGCCCCAGUCUCUUCAUCAUCUGCCUCGCCACUCAACGCCCACACCCCCGACCCAGUCCUUAAAUGGGCUCCACAGCAAUGGGAGUUACAUGGAAGCUGGUGUUGCUCUUGAUGCUAAUGGAAAUGCCACAUCUUUCACAUCCAAACCGCCUCCCCCAUACAGACGCUCCAGUGUAACCAAUGCUGGCGGUUCCUUCCCGACUCGCCCGCCCCGGUCCCACAGAAGCUUAGCCCGGCUGCAGUCCCUUGACCCAGUGCUGGCCAGCCAGAGCGACAGUGAAGUUGUUUCACACAGGGCAUCGGUCAUCCGUAAUCACAACAACAACUCUCUGUCAACACCACCUCAUCUUUUGCAUUAUGGAACAUCAAAAUCAUCGGAAAGUGACCUGUCCACUUGCACACUGCCAGGGAGUCGGCUGCCCCUGCCCGAGUCACCACACAGGCCCUCCUCCUCACCUGGGGGCAAGGCUUACGCCCACCUUUUCAGAGGGCACAGCCCCCAUCUCAGGCCCCUCUCCAACCCAGAAAGUCCCCUCCAUCGAGGCGUGAAUGGUUUCCUUAGCAACACCAGCCCCACCGCCAGUCCCAGUACUCUAUCCUCUCCUGGAGCUACAAGUUUGGGCAGCGGGUUUGGUGGUUUAAGCGGAGGAGAACUGGUUCCAGUGGCUCUGGCACAGAUGGAGGGAGACAGAGGUCUUGGAUUCAGCGUGACAGCCGGGGGCCCAGGUGGCCAGGUGACUGUGGUGGACAGAGUCUGGGACAGGAAGCAGUGCAACUCCCUUCAGCCAGGGGACACUAUUGUGAAAAUCAACGGCGCUGAUGUCCAGAGUCUAAACUUUACUCAGAUUGAUGCCAUUCUGCAGGAGCAUGCCAAACAAGGAGAAGUAAUCCUGCUGGUUUACAGAGGAGGCAUCUAUCAUUCAUCUGUAUCCCCUGCAACUAUUCGGAGACUCCCCCCUCCGCUCCUCCGACCUCCUCCUCCACCUGACGGCUCAGAAAACUUCUCUGCCUACCCAGAAGCUUUACCUAUGCCCUGCACAUCCAAGAGCCCUGCUCCUUCCCCGACACACUCCUCGCUCAUCCAAAGCACCAGUUUCCUGGAGUCGAUCCCCGUCACCCUGACAAUGGAUCCCAAGGACUGGAUCGACAUAGGCUUGGAGGAUGAGGCCACAGGCAUCUCAAUGCCUGAUGCAACUCUGGAAAAGAGGAGUGAACAAAGUCGACCUCUUCGUGGGGUUGAUGUGGUGCUGAGGAGGAAGCCAGGGGAAGGCUUUGGGUUUGUCAUUGCUUCUCAGGAUUUAGAACAUGGCAAAACAGCUUCUCUUCUUCCUCACCGCUUUGUGACGGUACGGCGGGGCAGUCCGGCUGCAAAGAGCGGUCAAAUUUGUCCCGGAGAUCGUUUAGAGGCUGUGGAGGGGCGCUCCGUGGUGACUUUGCCCCAUCGAGAACUUGCCCAAAUUCUCCGUCGAGCAGGGAACACUCUGCGUCUAACCGUUGUACCCCGCACCAGCACCCACUCUACAAACUUUACAGAAGCCACUGACCAUGACCACAGAGGCAGAAGGGGCCAGAGGUCACGUCCAAAGCGUGACUCAAGGUAUUACAGCGUGGAUCUGGAUCGAGGCCCCUCUGGCUUUGGCUUCAGCUUGCGAGGGGGGAGUGAGUACAACAUGGGUCUUUAUGUUCUCGGACUGAUGGAGGGGGGGCCAGCUUCGCAGAGCCAAAAGAUACUGGUGAGCGACCAGCUUGUAGAAAUCAACGGUAACAGUACGACAGGAAUGACCCACAGCCAGGCUGUCGAGCAGAUCCGCAGAGGAGGCCAGCGCAUCCACCUGGUUCUCAAGAGAGGAAACGGUUACGUGCCUGAUUAUGGCCGUGAACAGAGAAUCACAUCCCCCUCCCGCAUCUAUAACCCCAAGGAGCAGGGUUUGGCUGCAGUAAACUCCACUGGAAGGAGGGGGCGCAGUUCCCACCAGAUGAGGAGAAGCAGAUCAGCUGGAGACAAGAGGGAGAAAAGGACGGAGGUGAGGAGGAGAGGAAGGGACAGGUCACUGAGAGGAGACCGCUCGGAUUUACACAGCCCCAUUUCUGAGCCGAGUGACCGAUCUCAUGAGUCCAGGGACAGGAGGAGGAGAAGAAGGAGAUCUCACAGUUUACCUAGAGACCCCAACCAGAAAUAUGACGACAGCAAUACAGAAAGGAGGACAGUGAGAGGACGUAAACGGGGCAGGGACAAAGGGAGGAUCAGAGGCAGAGAGGAGAGGAAGAGCAGGAGUGAGGAGAGGGAGAGGAGGGCAGAACGUGAGGAGUCUGAGCUGAAGGAGGGUUAUUCACCCCCUUUUGAAGAUCGAGUGGAGAGUAGGUUGGAAAAGAAGGUGAACGGAGGAAAUUUAGAGAGAACCCGGAUUGAAAACAAAGCCAGUCUCCCCAUUCCAAGUCCCACCCGAAAGCUUCCUAGCCCCGAGCCAAACUGGGAGAUGGAAAGUCGUAUUGAUUGGGACAUGGCUGCGGAGUACAGGGAGCUGAUGAGCCAUGAAACCCAGCAGGUCGAGCAGACUGAGUCCCUAGGUUAUGGCAAUUAUGAAGACGAAGGUGAAGAGGUAGAUGAAGACCAAGAAAGCGACGAUGCCCACUCCUUGACCUUUCAGAGGCCUUUACCAGGUGUUGCUGUGUUGUCAACAGAGUCACAGAGAAAGCCCUUCUCCUUCCUCACCUCCACACUAUCUGUAGACCAGCUGGGGGAUGCUGACUCAGAGUCCGGAGACAGCCUGUCUGACGUCAGCAUGUCCGCUGCGAGCAUCUCAAGCCUGUCUCUGACCGCAAGAGAAACAGACAGACCUAGAGCGGGGGCACUGCCAAACCUUUGGCUCAAACCCAGCAAGCCAAGACUGGUUCAGUUUGUAACGGAGAACAGGCAGCCCGGGUCACAGUCGUAACAGAGGGGAAGAAGCACCGUCUAUUAACUUUUCCUUGGAAAGUGAGCAUGCGGCAGCUGCAUGAUACUGUGAUGUAUUAUGUCUCACUGUUAGACCUCUACUUGUUGUCUGCAACAAGCCACACUUUCAAACUUUAUCUGAGUCACUUUGAUGUCAACAGUAGAAGUCCUACUUUGUGCCUUUAUGCUGCAGAGCUCUACCUGAUCAGAAAAUUUUAACUAGAAAGUGAAAUCUCUCCCCAAAGUCUUCUUCCAGGUUUCUUUCUUUAAACAACACUUUACUUUGUCGGUGUUGUGAUGUUUUUAUUUUAUUUUUUUCACCCGCUUCCCUUUUCACAAUCACACUUUAGCUUCCUCCUGCUGUGAUUCAGACCACAAGAGUGUCCUCUAGCAAAUGGAGUGUCGUCAUUUAACCCUGACCUUUCGCCCCCUCUAUAAACGUAUACCUCAUAAUGAUGCAGAGCAAUAAUAAUGCAACCAUUUGCGAUUAAGGUUCAUCCAUAUCCACCUGGACGGCUGUACUAUGACCUGUUCUGAGUGGAAUCCGUGUAAUGUUUGUACAGUAUCCUCUUUGUCUUACUGUCAGGAUCUUUGGUUGUGAUGAUCCAAAUCCCCUUCAGAUCCAGACGUGCAAUCUUAUAUUCUGUGACUGUUUAUAAAGAGAACAGUAACAGGCCAUAUUGUAAAUAGUCUAUUUAAACAAUCCCUAAUUUGUAUAAUUGUAUUGUAAUACAUCAUAUUAAUACUAAAUAUUUUAAUAGAUGCAGUAUACCUACAUAUUACAAAGUGUUAACCUAUGAAAUUAUUUAAUAUUGUGUGAUGAGCGUGAAAAUUGGUACUCUGCUUUUGCGAAGGUUCAAACUAUGAUUACAUAACCCCGUUUCCAGUCGGGCUGGGACAAGUUUCUACAAAGCAACAAAACCAUAAAUCUGCAACUCUGUUUAUUUUUGUCAUCAUCUACAGGGAAAAUGAUUUUUACUGUCAUUCACCGACUUCAAUGAGCUUGCCAAUUACUUCUAAAAUCAUUUCAAUCUGCAGAUCAUUCGGUAACAGAUGAGGGUGUUGUGAGUCGAUCUGAUAAAAAGGACUUACCAAAAGGUGAUAAAAAGGUCACACCUUGCCGAUAAAAAACUACAUGAAACUUCCAUCAACUAGGGCAACUGUCGUAGUUGUAUUGUAGAUAUUGUUUUCCUAAUCACUGUUUCAAAACUUAGACAAAGUGUGUGUGAACAAAAGCUGUGAGGGUGCUAUUAGAUUGAUUUUUUUAAUGCUUCCUUCCUUCUAAACUUAUGACCUGCUGGUUGUGAUCCUUGUCUCAUGCCCGCCGAUGUAAAAAGAUGACUUGAGUCAGGAGAAGAUCAGAAAUCAUUUAAAGAAAAGUGGCCCUCAAGCCCAAGAAAUCUUGCUACUGCAGAAUAUGGGUUCAAGAGAAGUGUUGACUCCCAGCUCAGGCUUCCACAGCUAACAAUACAACACUGUACAUGAAAGAAGCCAUUAAUCAAAUCACACAAACAUGCUAAUGUACAGAUGGCCUGCAUACCAGUAAUGCCGAAUAUAGUCUAGAUUUUUUGACAGACAUAUACCAUUAUGAUCAUUUCUUCCCCAGUAAAAUCUGCACAUUUUAUGCAAGACUGUAAAAUAAUUGAUGAUAGACAAAUGUCUGCAAAGCCGCAAAAAAACUUAUUUUCCAUCUUUUACCAUUGUCCUAUUUCUCACUACAGCAGACGUGUUCGUCUAAGAGCAACUUUAUUUAGUUAAUUUCAGUGUAACGGGGUCACAUAGUACCCACAGAUAUGUUGUCCUUUAGUCUGUCUGGACUGUCAUCCAAACCAAUUUUCUGAUCAGUUCUUUUCCCAUCAGUAGCUGAAAACAGAAGCCGUUAGUUUUAUCGUGCCUCUAUAGGACUUCAAAAGCUGCUGGUAAAACACGAGGUGAGAAGUGUUUUAUUUAGCCUCAUUUUCCUGUGCUGAUGUGAGGAUCGUGCUCAGCUGACAACGUUGACAUUGUGAAACACGGCUGUACAGAUCACUGCAUGCAGUUGCAACACUUUCACAAAGAUGGUAUUUCCAGAGUCAACAGUACAGCUCUGUGAGUUUAAAUGAGAGAUUCAAACAUGUCAGGACUUUGGUUUGAUUUGAUUUGUUGUUACUAAGGUCGUUAUUGUAAAUAAGAACAUGUUCUUAACCCUUGUGCUAUCUUAGAUGACCCCACCCUUGCAUUGACGUGUUCUCCCUACCAUGACAAAGGUGGAUAAAGGUGGAAAGAUUUCAUG
Molecule: messenger RNA, 6993 nt
Organism: Oryzias latipes (Japanese medaka)
Lineage: Eukaryota; Metazoa; Chordata; Actinopteri; Beloniformes; Adrianichthyidae
Gene: magixb
Product: MAGI family member, X-linked b
Biological process (GO): signal transduction
Cellular component (GO): cytoplasm; cell-cell junction
Molecular function (GO): protein binding
Source: RefSeq, a predicted model, not a curated record